AUGUCAACAACCCCGAUGACACCUUCCACUGAGGUAUAUUUGCCGGCUUAUAAUGGCCAAGAGAACUUGAAGAGUGCAUUUAGUUGGAGCCUAAUACGAAUUCGAAUUUUCAUGUUCGAUGUUAUAGAUAACCCUUCUACUUACGGCAUGGAUCGGGAAGUCGUACCAGAAUUAAGAAGACUAUGCACCGAUAUUGUCGAUCUCAGCCAAAAGGGGAGCAAUUAUCAGUCUGAGGCCUCCUACCCCCAAACUAUUUUGAGGAUAGUUAACCCAGCAGGGGCUAGCGAGGAUGAAUCGUACUUAUUGUUGGAUAAAACGACUCAUGGAGGUCUUCCAUAUUGGUGCUCCUUUGACCUUCUAGUCCAGCACCCCAGGGUGCCACAAAUUACAAUUUCUACUUACCUCUUGACAUUGAUGUACGCCAAUUGGUGUCGCAAGAUAGCUCCGCGCUCUCCCUAUGUGUAUUCAUGUGUUUGGGCAGAGAAAAACGGUAAGCAGAGCCGCUUUCACCUGGGAGCAUCGCUUGGGGGAUAUACCACUCCUAAACCAGGGGCCGACCUCUGGGUCAGAAUUCUGCAACAAGCCCGUUUCAAUAUUCUCCGCGAUCAAAGAAUUGACACAGUAGGAAUAACAGCCUGGUCUUCGAAUUUAAAGGGUCGAACAAUCAAAAUUAUUCCGUUUGGAAACUGCGCAGAAACCUAUCCUCUUGCGCACCUUCUACGGAACCGUAACUCUCGUGAGGAGGUUUAUGGUCUUGCAGUGAUGCCUCCCAAAUCGUCCAGAGAUGCAUACAGCCACUCGCAAGCAUUGAAGACAUUGCUGAGACCUUGCGCUAAUUGUCAACGGGUGAUAGGCCUCUGGGGUGGGAAAGUAGAAAACUUCAUCACAGAUGAGAUGCCGGGGAAUAGUACCGCAGCACCUUCAGGAGUGCAAUCGCCUACAUCACGAGGUCCUGGCCCGAGAGCAUCUGGAUCGGGGAUUGCUUUACCGACCCGGCGUAAACGUCCUUCUCCAGAUAAUGGCACUGACACUCCUGAACCUACGCCGAAAAAGCCUAAAGGCCCUGAGAUGCCUAGAAAACCAUCUCAAUUGGCCAAGGGAAAAGGGAAACCGCAGUGA
Penicillium mononematosum is the source of this 1119-nucleotide messenger RNA. RefSeq lists its product as uncharacterized. The record is from RefSeq and is a predicted model, not a curated record. The transcript is spliced from 5 exons. Bases 1 to 1119 code for a protein of 372 amino acids. NCBI's taxonomy places the organism in Eukaryota, Fungi, Ascomycota, Eurotiomycetes, Eurotiales, Aspergillaceae.